UCUCUUCUGGUGGCCCGCCCUCCCUCCCCCUCUCCCUCCCCUCCCCACCCCCUCUCCCUUCCUCUCCGGGCCUGCGCGCGCGUGUCUUCGUUCUGCACGCGCCGCCGCUAGGCAAGCACUGUCGACGGAGCCUCUGGCCCGCGCGUUCCUUUUCCCCUCCGGCUGCGGAGCGGGCGGGAUUCCGCUCCGCGAGCGCGGCAGCAGCGGCAGCCCCGGCGGCCUCGAGCGGCGGCAGAGGCUCGCGAUCCCCCAGGCGGACCGUACCACAGCCCGCCAGCACGCGGGGGGAGCCACCCGCCCCGCCGCACACGCCUCGGUGACCCCGCGGGGCUGAGGCGUCGCCGCGCCCGGGAGCGUGAGCGCAAAGCCGGUCUCGACCCCGAGCUCGGAGCCCCGCGGGCCGCGCCCGCCGCCGGCCCCACCCAUCCGGGUCGAGGAGGCUGCGGCCAUGGCCGAGACGGAGGAGCGGAGCCUAGACAACUUCUUCGCCAAGAGAGACAAGAAGAAGAAGAAGGAGCGGAGCAGCCGGGCAGCGAGCGCCGCGGGCGCGGCGGGCGGUGCCGGCGGGAGCAGCGGAGCCGCGGGCGCGGCGGGCGGCGGGGUGGGCGCGGGGGCCCGGCCGGGCGACGGCGGGACCGCGGGCGCGGGGGCCUCCGGCCCCGGGGCCGCCACCAAGGCCGUGACUAAGGAUGAAGAUGAGUGGAAAGAAUUUGAGCAAAAAGAGGUUGAUUACAGCGGCCUCAGAGUUCAGGCGAUGCAAAUAAGUGAAAAGGAAGAAGAUGAUAACGAGAAAAGAGAAGAUCCAGGUGAUAACUGGGAAGAAGGUGGAGGAGGUGGUAGUGGUGUAGAAAAGUCUUCAGGUCCCUGGAAUAAAACAGCUUCAGUACCAGCACCUCCUGCUGCAGUAAUUGAGACCCCAGAACCAGCAAUGACUAGCGGUGUGUAUAGGCCUCCUGGAGCCAGGUUAACCACAACAAGGAAAACACCACAAGGACCACCAGAAAUCUACAGUGAUACACAGUUCCCAUCCCUGCAGUCCACUGCCAAGCAUGUAGAAAGCCGGAAGGAUAAAGAAAUGGAGAAGAGCUUUGAAGUAGUAAGACACAAAACUAGAGGUAGGGAUGAGGUUUCAAAAAACCAGGCCCUUAAACUUCAGCUAGACAACCAGUAUGCUGUGCUUGAAAAUCAGAAAAGCAGCCACACACAGUACAAUUAAGGAAUGGUCUUUGCUAACCCUUCUAAGGUAACUAGACCGCAGCUAACCACCAGGAACAGCCAUUCAUCAUCUGACCUCUGCUGGACCCACAGCCGAUGCAGACCACUCGAUCUAAGUGACCGGCCCUAUGGUACUGUGGGGGUACAGGUGUCACGGCUGCUCUUUGUAUAUAUUGGAUUUAGGGGAAUUCUCAUUGUUCUCGAAGUGCGCAAACUAGAUUCAGCAGUGUUCUUUAUUACUCUGCAAACAGAAAACCAGAAACUGCAGCCAGUGGUCAUUUCAAAAUCUUUUUAUGUUCAGAUACUGAGCCUUCGUAAGGGCUGACUACCUCAGGUUUGCUGCACUCGUUGCGGACUUCAUGUGGAUCACAACUUCUGGACACGGAGGUUACAGCUAGUAAGUGUCGGUGUGAAGCUUGAGACCAGCUCUACUGGAUUCCUAUCAGAAAUCCUGCAGAAAGUCAGCCAUCUGGGUUCUGAUCUGCUGUAAAAGAUGAAGAUUUAAGUGACCUUAAUUAACCUGUCCUGUGCCCCACCCUUGGAUACUCUGUAGUGGGCCGUGUUAGACUUCCUGGAACGUGCCGCUCUCAAAAGAACUCCUGUGUUCAGAUAAUCUCUGUAGGGUUGUGAUUUUAUUAUUUAAACUUUGAGUUGUAUUCUGAGGUAACCACAAAUUAAAUUCAGCCAAACUUGGGUCCACCAAGUGGGAAAGGGGGUAGGGGAGGGAGUAAUCUUAUUUUCUUUUAGUAAUUUUUUAUUUGGGUAGUGCUUUUUCUGUGUUCCACACAUUAAGGCCUUUUUUUUUUUCCUUCUUUUUUGACUUGGAAUAAGUUCUUUGACAGAGCAUAUUGGUUAAAUAAGUGACCUGAAAUAUGCAUUAAAAUUGAGAUGUCUCAUGAAUUUGCCAAGCCCUAGAGUGGAACCAAAUAGCCUUUGGUGUCAAGGGCAGUGGAUGCGGGGGGCUCUACUUCAGGUGCUGCUAAGCUUCCUCUAAUCAGGUCUAAACUGUACAGUAAACUGCAGGGGAAAGAGUAUGGGUUCUGCUCAGGCCAAGGCAUUCACUGACCGGUCCUUCUCAAUUCAGAGCAACAUGAGCAGAACCUUAGCCUAAAACCCACGUAGGUUUUCACGGAUCUUGCAUGAUCUUUGAGAAGAUUUCCAGAUCACUUGUGCCCAAAUUUUUCAGGUGUUGGACGUUCUAUAGAUGCAGUGAUUGUGCCAGUUUAGCUCUGUUAUCAACCUUCUGGUAUGUCUUUAUGUUCAUUUGAAGAGUCAGGGGCGAAGACAGGUGAUGUAGCACUUCUGUUUUUAAUAAUUACAGCUUAAACUAUCCAGUAAUUUUUGGUCCUUAAAGGGACUUCAGGAAGCUACCCAGGAUUACUGAAAAAUCCAUCUAAUGAGAUCUUCUGGUAAUGUACUAGUUUUGUGUCUUUGGUUCAAUAGAUCUAUUUCAAAGUGGUAUGUGACCACUUGACGCAGAGUCUGGGUUUCUCUCUAAUAAAUCCCUUUGCCAAGUGCAGGAGUUGCAGACUUGCUACUGGCAAGAGUGAAGCAAGUGAGCGAGUAAAACUGUCCUGGUGUGGGGGCAUCUCCUACAGGAGUUCAGUCUUGAUGAAAGUGUCAGUGCAGGAAUCGGCUCCUGGGAGGUCACAGUAUCUCCUGACAGGACCUGCCCACCACAUCUGGGCCAGGAUGUUGGCGUUUUUUGAGGUGGCAGGCAGGGUGCCUGCCUUCUGGUGUAUUGGGGUGAGCAGCUGAGCCAGCCAAGGAGAGGUUGGAUGAUUAAGCAAGAAAUAAGGGAUUCUUGGUUAAACUGAAGACUUCAUUUGGGAACCAAAAAUCUUAACAAAUAAUCUCUUGGACCUUGAGCCACAUAUUUCCCCUGAAAAGUAUGCAUUUUUUUCCAGCAAAAUUGUGUUGGGGGUUAUGUUAUUGAGGAAUGAACUGAGAUGGAUAUGUGGAACUUUUAUUUAAUGGCAUACUAUACUAGAAAUCUGAAGACCUGCAGGAGAUUUAAAAUUCCAACUCUUAUUAUAACUUUUUAAAAGAUUGUGAAAUUAUAAAAAUGCACAUGAAUCAAGUUUUAAUAUACUGUAUGAUGGGUGGGUGAGGCUGUCCAUUGUACCAUUUCUUUCUUUGAAUUCUCAGGCAUGGUUUGGCAGUGCAAGAACUCUGUAACAUUAACAAAUUCAAUAAAAAGUAAAUAUAUGGAU
This is a messenger RNA of Zalophus californianus (California sea lion), 3428 nucleotides long. RefSeq names its product CDV3 homolog (gene CDV3). The transcript has 5 exons. Lineage: Eukaryota; Metazoa; Chordata; Mammalia; Carnivora; Otariidae. Bases 449 to 1216 code for a protein of 255 amino acids. Gene Ontology annotation, cellular component: cytoplasm. The record is from RefSeq and is a predicted model, not a curated record.